Molecule: messenger RNA, 3753 nt
Organism: Babesia ovata
Lineage: Eukaryota; Apicomplexa; Aconoidasida; Piroplasmida; Babesiidae
Exons: 2
Coding region: 1-3753 (1250 amino acids)
Source: RefSeq, a predicted model, not a curated record
AUGGGUUUUAUUGGUGGGACUGUAGAAGUUAAAAAUGCUAUUAUAAAGGGUUUGCACAGUAAUGUGAAUCAGCUUGAAAAGCUUUUAAAAACAUCUUGCGGAGGUGAGGGGUGUGAUUGUCAUAAGCAUUAUAAUAACCUUCAGAAACUUCUUAAAAGUGUUCAAGAAAAUUGUAAAAAAUAUGAUGCUCUUCAAACACAAAUUGCGCAGAAACUUGCUGAAAAUAAGAAUUCUCAAGUCAGUGUUUCUGGUGAUGUUGACAGCCUUAAACAGCAAGUUGAAGAGCUUCAAAAAGAAAUUUUCUCACAAAGUUCCACGCUUACAACGCAAAUUAACAUUGUAAUUUCCGCUGUUCAAAGUAAAAUUUCUGAACUUGACAAAAAGAAAAAAGAUGUUGAUACCCUUCAAUCUCAAGUGAAUGACCUUAAAAAGAAAAUUGAUGCUAAGCAAAAUAAUGAUGUACAACUUGAAGACCUUCAAGAAGAGCUUCAAAAGGCACAAGAAAAUUUCCCUGAAAAAGAUGCAAAAUCCCUUGACUCUCAUCAGACGUCUAUGAUGUCUCUCAACAGUCUACAAAGCCUUUGUCAACAUUGUAAUGAAGUUAGUAAAAUGAAGCAAAAUAAUGAACAGCCUAAAAAGCUUUUAGAGAGUCUUUGUGGAGGCCUCGAAAAAUUUCUCGGCUACAGUAAUGGUAAUUACACCGGAGAGGGAAUUGUGUACUCCGACCUUGACAGGCUCUGCGACGGGGUGAUGGCGUUCCUUCAUGGAGUUCUUGAGAGUGUUAAGGAUGAUGAUAACGUUACAACUUAUGAUAAAGAUGAUUUGAAGAUUACUAAAGUUAUUGACACUCUUAACACUAGUGUAGGCAAAGGCCGUGAGGCCUUCCAGGCCGCCGUGCGUCAGGUAAGUGAGUGGUUGACAAAACAUGGUGCGCAGGUGGACAAGGCAACGAGAGGAGUGACUGCGGAAUUAGGUAAGUUGAUUACUAAAUUAUCAUCUGGUGCAGGUGAAAAUAAUAAUGAGUAUUACAAGGAAGUGGAGAAUCAAGAGGGUGCUCCACUGUCCGAGCAGCUUAAGGAGUGGACGUCGACGCUUCAGAAGAUUGAAGAUGAAGUUACACAGAUAGAGACACAACACGCAAAACCACUUGAUAGCUCACUUAGAGAUAAUAUAUUACGUGAAAUUAAUGUUGUAAAGAAAUCCGUGAAAAUGUUACAUGACUCCUCAAAGGAGAAGCUGAUAGUGGAGCAGGCGUUCGAGGUGGACGUUACCUUGGCGCAUGAGAGAAAGGAGUUGAAAGAAAAGAUUGAGGAGGAGAGUGAGAGGGUUAGGAAGGAGCUAACGCAGCAAGAGGAAAAAGUUAAGAAGGAGAUCGACAAGGAAAGCAGGGAGGUUAGAAGAAAGUUGGCGGAGCAAUUCGUUAUGCUUCGUGGGAUCGCUGAGGAUUUGAAGGAUGCUAAGAACGCACAGUUUAAAAGUAUUUACGGAACAAUGGAUGAGUCGCAGAAAAUGCUUAAGGAUUUUGAUGAUGGUUGUGAAAAUGAUAUUUGGCGGUAUUUGUAUGAAAUUAAAAUGCGGCUUAAUAAUUUUGUGGGACAGAAUGCAACGCUUUUGACGCUGUGUAGAAUUCUAAAAGAUGGAGUAGAAGGCCUGGAUAAAAAACUUCAGGAGGAUUUGAGAACAUUGAGGAAAAGCAUCGAUAAGGGCAUAUCCGCGUAUAUUGGUCAAGUAAAAAGAGCUGCAUAUAAUGCGACCCAGAAGCUUUCCACACAGGUAGAUCUGAGCAGUAUUGCUAAUGGGCUUUUUGAAGACAGCAAGUUGCGUAAAUGGUUAUGGUCUGUGCAUCGUGGCAACGUUAGCAGUCAUUCUGCAGCACAGCCGCAAGCGGGGGAUGUGACAAAAGGUUUGCAAUCGCUUACAAAAUUUGCGGCUGUUGGUAGUGAUACGGCGAACAUGUCAGCAUUCGAAGCGAUUUUACAAGAUCUUCAGAAGCAUGCUGGCAACGUGUUCCAAAACGCUGACGUUGAUGACUUAAGUAAAAUCAAAGACGUUAUGAAUAAGUGUCACGAUGCCCGAGUAUCGCUUGAAGAGGCGGUUAUAAAGGUUCAAGCGGAAUUAACAUCGCUUGAAAGCCUGCCGGGAAUUGUUGAUGCAAACAACAACCACAUAAUGGGACUUCUGAACUCCAUAAAAAAUGAUUUGGACAACAAAUUUGCACAUAUAUACGAGCACAUUAAAAAUUCCGAAGACGCGUUGUCAAGUGCCAUCCAAGCCGUUGAAUAUAACGUGAGAACAGCGCAGGACAAGGCGAUGAGCUCCGUCGACGCCCUCAAAGACAGUCUAACAAAGACCGUAAUCGACGCCUUCGAAGCGUCCCGCAGAUCCGUCUCACAACUCCAAACCACCCUCCUCCAAAAAGUGGUCAUGGCAUUCGAGGAGAUCACCAAGCGAGUAAAAAACCAAUUUGCCGCGCAACACAAGUCCGACUUGGAGGCCCUCAAAAAAUUAGUAACCGAACAAAGAACUGCAAUCACAGCAAUAAUCGAAAAAGAUAAAAGGACAGGAAUAAAAGGGCUAUUAAAAGGCUUGAGAGGCAUGAAAGUAACUGCUACGGCAAAAGGCCCUCCAACAUUCGAGUCAUCGACGAAAUUGCUUGAUGACCUCAAGGAAGAUGAAAUUAAGAAUGACUUCAUUAAGCUAACAGGAAAGUUCAAAGCAUAUUCAGAGAACAUUCUAAUCUAUAUUGGCAAGCAAAUCAACGAUGCAUUCAAGGAGCCGACUAAAAAGGCGUAUUACGAUAGCCUUCAGAGCAUCUAUGACAAGCUUGCCAAAUUGCUCGAACACCUCGGCAAAGACGAUAGGAAAUUCCACUUCGACUCUGAAUUCUCCAAAUUGCUCGCCGAACUAAAAUCUCUUCUCGGCGGAUUAAAUCCGUCUUCAUUUUCUCACCUUUCUCUGCCAGUUGUCCAGGCCAUCAAGGAUGGUUUGGAGGCGUUCGUCACUCAGCUUGGCUUCGCCUACGUAAAUGAGUACUCAUCAGCGCCCAAAAUUAAUUGGGAGGACAAGGUAUUUAUGGAUGGAAACAAAUGCGCCAAUGUUUGUCUAACUACAAUCUUCACGUUGUUCCAUCGCCUGCAUAAACUCUUUUACAACUGCUCGACACGGUGGAAAGGCAUCAACAUUGACGGCGUCGGAAGGAAAGAUGGCGCUUUAAAACAUUUCCUGAGAAACGAAGGCUUCGAUUCUGUGAACCUGAUUAAUAAGGAACACAGUGGCUGGAACGUCGCGUUAAGAUUGAGUAAAAAGUUCCGUGAUUAUGAAGAAUUCAAUGCAUCGCCAAGUACCAACCACAUUAAUUUUAAUACGUAUCAUGAAUCUAUAAAGAACUCUAUAAAAUCUGAAAACGUACUCGGCAGACUUUUUGGUCACCUGGAAAGUUAUCUCAGUGUGUGCCACAUCUCCACAUUUACCGCCACCAGAUAUCCAUGCAGUGUCUUCGAGAUGCUUGGUUGGCUGGGUGGUCUUAAGUACAAUGCAUUCUAUUAUAAAGUUAGAGACCAAUGUAACGCCUCGAUCAAAGAUGAAAACAAUCGCGCACCUAAAAACAUAUUAGCCGACAUAGUUGCACAUCAUCUACCCUCAAUAUCAGCGCCAACAUAUCGUCUCUUAGUUGCUAUCACAGGCACCGGUGACUCCCACAGCCAUUACGGGUGUGAAUACUUAGGGGAGAAGAUUGCCUUGAUAUGCUUCUGA